AUGAUGCUAAAAGCAUCCCAGGAUGAUCUUGUUCAAUGCAAGGUCUGUUAUCCUCCCUCUUCACCUCACAAGUAUCAUCAACCUGGCAGGCUUUUUCUUGGAUUUCUUGUGUCACAGACCAUAAUUGUUUCCAGUGAGACAGCCUUCACUAAAGAACCCGAAUUAUCAUUGAUUGAAGAGCUUGCUGUACUGACAAAAAACUACCAGCAUAUUCUUGCCUUGGAAUUUGCAAUAAAAGAAGUGAAUGAAGAUCCUCAGAUCUUGCCCAAUGUUACCUUGGGCUUCCAGAUCUAUGACAGCUAUUUCAGUGCAAAGUGGACCUUUUAUUCCACAAUGCAGUUUAUCUCCUUGUCUGAGAGAUUUGUCCCCAAUUACAGAUGUAACCUGCAGAAUACUCUAAGUGGAGUAAUAGGAGGGCUUGAUCCCCAAAUCUCCCUUUAUAUGGCAACUAUUCUGGAUCUCUACAAGAUUCCACAGCUCAUAUAUGGCUGUGCUCCAGUGAUGAAGGAUAAAACCCCAGGGCUUUUCUUUUACCAGAUGGCCCCAAAAGAAACCAUUCAAAAUACUGGGAUCCUCUCUUUACUUCUGCAUUUUGGAUGGGUGUGGAUUGGUGUCCUAACUGUAGACGAUGACAAUGGCGAAAGAUUUGUGGAUAACGUGCUGCCGAUAUUUUAUGAGCGUGGCAUCUGUUUUGCCUUCAUAGAAACAGCUCCCAGGAUAAAUUUGGUCACUGACGUUAAAUAUGAGCUGGAAAGAGGGGCAAGAAUAUAUAACAAAAUCAUGGGAAGCAACGCCAAUGCACUGGUAGUGUAUGGAGAAUCUUAUUUCAUAGUAUCUUUGAGAUGGUUGCCAUAUGUCUCUGAAUUAGAACAGGUAACAACUACACUUAAAGGUAAAGUGUGGAUAAUGACAGCCGAGAUAGAGUUUGUUUCACUUGCUUUUCAAAGGACUUGGAAAUCAGGCAUGUUCCACGGUGCCAUUGCUUUCACAACUCAUUCUGAUGACCUAUCAGAAUUUCCGCAAUUUGUUGAAAAUAAAAAGCCUUCCAACAAUAAGCAAGAUGGUUUCAUGAGAGACUUCUGGCAGCACGCCUUUGACUGUCUGUUUCCAGAGACAGUUUUGCAUGAAUCGGAUGAUAAGAUUUGCACAGAAGAAGAGAAGCUGGACAGCCUUCCUGAGGCUUUCUUUGAAAUGAGGAUGACUGGCCAUAGCUACAGCAUCUACAAUGCUGUCUAUACUGUAGCCUAUGCUUUACACGCCAUGUCCUUAUCCAGACUUGGUCCCAGAGCAGUGGUGGAUGGAAGAGGAUUAAAGUUUCUUCAACAAGAUUUGUGGGUGCUCCAUCACUAUUUAAGAAGUGUCUCAUUUAACAAUAGUGCUGGAGACGAGGUUUCCUUUGACCAGAAUGGGGAGUUAGUGGCUGGCUUUGAUGUUGUCAACUGGGUCAUUUCUUCGAACCAAUCCUUUGCUAGAGUGAAGGUUGGGACAUUGGAUCCCAAAGCUGUCGGAGAUCAAGCCUUCACCAUCAACGAGAAUGCCAUAGUGUGGAACACUUGGUUUAAUGAGGUACAACCUAUUUCACGAUGUCAGGACAUUUGCUAUCCUGGAUAUAGGAAGAAAAUGAAGGAAGGGGAGCCAUUUUGUUGCUAUGACUGCAUCUCCUGUCCAGAAGGGAAGGUUUCUGACCAAGAGGACAUGAAUGAUUGUUAUCAGUGCAGAGAUGAAUACUAUCCAAAUAUAAAACAAGAUCUGUGUAUUCCAAGGAGUAUAAGCUACCUGUCUUAUCAAGAACCUCUGGGGAUCAGUUUAUCAUUUUCUGCUGUUUCUCUGUGCUUGAUCACAGCCUUGGUGCUGGGAAUAUUUAUAAAACACCACACCACUCCCAUUGUCAAAGCCAACAACCAGGACCUCAGUUAUACUCUCCUCAUCUCUCUCCUCUUUUGCUUUCUUUGUACUUUCUUGUUCAUAGGCCAGCCUCAGAAAAUGAUGUGUCUUCUCCGACAACCUGCUUUUGGCAUUGUCUUCUCAGUGGCUGUUUCUUGUGUGUUGGCAAAAACCAUCACUGUGGUUCUGGCUUUUAUGGCCACUGAACCAGGAUCCCGGAUCAGGAAAUGGGUGGGGAAAAGACUGGCCAACUCCAUUGUUUUUUUCUGCUCCCUUAUUCAGGCUGGUAUUUGCACGGUAUGGCUGGUCUUCUUCCCUCCAUUCCCUAAUGCUGACAUGCAUUUCAUACCAGAGGCAAUUGUACUGGAAUGUAACGAGAGAUCCCCUGUCAUGUUUUACUGUGUCUUGGGCUAUAUGGGUUUCCUGGCUCUUGUCAGCUUCACUGUGGCUUUUCUUGCCCGAAAUUUACCAGAUAGUUUCAAUGAAGCCAAGUUCAUCAGUUUCAGCAUGUUGGUCUUUUGUAGUGUUUGGAUAUCCUUUAUUCCAACUUACUUGAGCACCAAGGGCAAAAACAUGGCAGCAACAGAGAUCUUUGCUAUUCUAGCGUCUAGUACUGGGUUGCUGAGUUUCAACUUUUUCCCUAAAUGCUUUAUAAUAUUAUUUAGACCUGAACUAAACAGGAAGGAACAUGUAUUAAGUGGAAAUCUUUAA
This is a messenger RNA of Pogona vitticeps (central bearded dragon), 2595 nucleotides long. RefSeq names its product vomeronasal type-2 receptor 26-like. The record is from RefSeq and is a predicted model, not a curated record. Gene Ontology annotation, molecular function: G protein-coupled receptor activity. Gene Ontology annotation, cellular component: plasma membrane. Gene Ontology annotation, biological process: G protein-coupled receptor signaling pathway. Lineage: Eukaryota; Metazoa; Chordata; Lepidosauria; Squamata; Agamidae.